Molecule: messenger RNA, 2181 nt
Organism: Phyllotreta striolata
Lineage: Eukaryota; Metazoa; Arthropoda; Insecta; Coleoptera; Chrysomelidae
Source: the annotation of a GenBank genome assembly
AUGUUUGAACAUGCUAAAGCAGAAAUUCCAAAUGAUAAUCUAUUAGAAGAAUUAAUUACUAGUUGCAAUCAGGCUGGUUAUGAUGGCUCUUUGUUAAUGCAGCUCCCUCCUAUAUUUUUGGGACACGAUUUGCAAUUGCCUGAUGCUAAUGAUAGACAUAUAGAGAUUGUCUGUAGUGAUCAGGAUUCUUUAAAUAUUAAAUAUUGUCCAAAUAUGCCUGUUAAGCAACUGGGUAAAGAAAUAUGCAGGGUUGAUGCUAUUUUAGAGUUCACCCUUAAGUUUCGAGAUAGUAAGGUAGAGUAUGAAAACGGCAAAGUAACAUUUGCCAUUCCUGAACAAUUAGAGAAUUACAAAGCUGAUGGCAAAAGCUUGUUAGAUGAAAUAAAUAGGCAUUUCAAAGAUGAGGAUAAUAGAAUUAUUGAUUCCCUGGUUGAAAAUAUUGGUGAAGGUCCGAAGUCGUUUGUUGUAGAUCUGCCAGCAGAGGUGGAUUCAUUUGAUGUUAUUCCUGAGAAUGCAGUUUUUGAUCUGGGUCAUAUUCUAGAACUAGUAAAAAAGGCGAUGGAUGAUAAGGAUGUUAAUGCCUUGGCUAAUCACAUAGGCUUUGUUCAAGGUCAUGUUACUCAUAUACCACCUAAGGAAGGUUUGCCAGUAGUAGAAAAAACAUUAGAAAUAGUAAGUGGUUUUACCAAGGAGCAAGGCAAGGCAUGGAACUGUCAUCCUACUGUACCUAUUGCAAGUUAUAUAUAUUCUGCCAAGCGGCAGUAUUAUGAUGGUGACAUUUCUCAAGAAGAUUAUGAAAAGCUUAAAAAGCUGGAGGAGACUUUGUAUGAAAUCAAGUCUGAUCUAAUAAAAAGAAGUAGCAAUGAUCCUAAUGAAGAAUCUCCUGUUAAAAAUGCUCAAGACACUUCGGCUAUACUAAAUGAGACUCCAACCUCAAGCCAAGCAGUGAAUCAAGAAGAUAAUAAUCAAUUAAGUACUAAAGAAUCCAAAAGUACUGACAGCCAACAGGUACAAAAAAGUAUUAUUGAUAAAGGAGAAAAUAUUAUGAAUAAUGAAGAGGCUUCAAUAGAAGAAGCUAUAGGUAAUAAUUGUGAGGAGGGUAAAAUGCCUAAAAAUAUAGAAGAAAAAUUAUCUAGUGCUGUCAGUAGCAUUGAUCUUGCUGAUGUGAUGGAUUUAUUAAGAAAAGUAGAUGAUAGUGUAUAUAAAUCCACUUUACAGAAGCUCUUAGGUCAAGCAAAUGAGGAAAUUGCAAAUUUGGAGGAGGAUGAGAAGAAAAAAACUCUCACAGAAAUGAUAGUAUUUCUUAAACAAGAGCUUGAGAACAUCCCUGCUGCAAGUAGCCAAGAAGUUCCUGUAGUGGAGCGUAAAGAAAGCGAGCCGGAUUCACUAUCGCUGAGUUCUGAGGAUGAUGAUUUUUCUAAACUUGAAGGUGAUGAUUCUGCUAGAGUUUCUUCAGAUUCUCCUUCGUUUGAGAUGAUUGAUGAUGAAGCAGAAGUGUCUGCACCUAAAAUGCCUUUAGCCACUGAGAGAGCUGAAACCGAACCUGAUAAUCUAAAUGACGAGGAAGAUGAUCAGCAAAAUUUAACAGUACCCACAGUAUCAAGUUCUGUAAGUGAGAAUAUUGGUAGUAACUCUGCUUCAGAAGCGGGGUCACUGGAUGAUUAUUAUAGUCUUGAUCCUAACGUGGAUAAUGACCAAAAACAAGAUAUACAACCAGAAGCUUUGGCAAGUGAAUUUGAAAUUGAAAAUGUUAAUACCGUUAACCAAUCUGCUGAACGUGUAGAGAAAAUAGCUAACGAAGAUACACUGCCAGAACCAACGUUGCCAGCAAUUAGUAAGCAAAGCAGCGAAAGUAACCAAAAAACAACUGCUCUAAAUACAAAAAAGUAUGUCGUAGCUGCUGCUGCGCUUGCAAUAGCCGGUAUUGUUUCAGGGGUGGCUGUUGCAGUUUACUUGGAAAUGUUAGCGGUAGGAAUAGCAGUUGCAGCUUGUUGUCUUAUUGCAGCUACAGUUAUAUACAGCUAUGGACCUAAAAGCUUAGUUGAGGAUAAUGAGAUUCGGUUAGUCAGUUCAAUAAUCCAUCUGAAGCACUACAGAAUCUUGGAAGAAAUAGAGAGCGUAAUGAGAGCAGACAAUCAUGGUUUUUCGCUGCUGCAGGUGAAGAAGUUGAGCUAUUUGUGA